AUGCUUCAGGUUGAAAAACAAAGAACAAAAGUAGCAGAUACAAAACCGUUAGACUAUAUCUUUACAAAUGCUGGUAGGACUAUUUCAGAUGAAGAAAUUUCAUCCCGUGCAUACAUGUUUGACUAUCCAAUUCGUUGGCUUCAAAGUCCUUCAGAUGCAAAGGCAAUAGGAUUUAGAAGAGUUUUGUUUUCAAAUAGAACUAACGCAUUUAUGUUCGCAGUAUAUUUUCAUGGGCAGUAUGAAGGUCAUGAUGGUCUAAUAGACAAAUUUGACGAAAUGAGAAUCUUUACAAUUCGUUCAGACGAAAGUCUUGAGAAAACUCUAGAUGACUUUCAAGUUUGGUUCACAACAAAUGGUGUGCAACAUAUUAUUCCAUUGUACUAUGACUUUUAUCUCGAAUUGUCUUUCAUAUAUAACUACGGAAAAGUGCUGAAAAAGUAUUGA
Molecule: messenger RNA, 444 nt
Organism: Trichomonas vaginalis G3
Lineage: Eukaryota; Parabasalia; Trichomonadida; Trichomonadidae
Exons: 1
Coding region: 1-444 (147 amino acids)
Source: RefSeq, a predicted model, not a curated record